AAUCACGUAUAAAAUUUCUAAUUUAUGUAGAAUGUAAAAUGAAUAAUUAAAAAUAUAAAUGGUACGUACUUUAUUAGACACUUGUUUCACAGAAUUUAAUGUAACUUAAAUGUGGUUUUUUUAAUAAUUUAAUGUUCAUUGGCAUAUAAUCGAUUCUUGUGGGUCAAUAAAAAUUUACCAUUGAAACAUUGAGUUGGUCGUAUUUGCUGUAAAAUGCAAGAAGAAGAAAACUUAUGGAAUUCCAUGUUGAUUUCAUUAAAAGAAAAGGGAGGGACCCGAUUACCUACCGACAAGUCUAUGAUCAUUAUAGGUGAUAAUCAGUGUGGUAAAACCACACUGGUAGCUAAGUUACAGGGUAUUGAUGAUCUAACAAAAGGGAUUGGACUAGAAUAUGCUUAUAUUGAUAUUCGUGAUGAAUACAAAGAAGAUCAUACAAAAUUGAAUGUAUGGGUACAAGAUGGCAAUCCGAAAUACUCAUUUCUUUUAAAAUUUGCCCUAUCAGAAAAAAAUUUUAAGAAUACAUUGAUUAUGUUUGUUGUUUCAAUGAAAACACCAUGGAAUAUAAUGGAUCAAUUAGAAAGUUGGGCUACUUUGUUACAAGACUACAUAGACAAUCUUCCAAUUCCUAGUGAAGAACUUCGAGAGUACCGUCAAAAAUGUAUAAAAAAGUGGAACGAAUAUACUGAAGAAAACGUUGGUGAUAAAAAUAAUUACUGGGAACCAUCUCUUGGAGAUGGAAUACUUACUAGAAAUCUAGGAUUAGAUAUAAUUGUUGUUGUUACAAUGACUGAUUAUAUUUCUGUUUUGGAAAAAGAAAAUGAUUACAAAGAUGAGCAUUUUGAUUUUAUACAACAAGCAGUACGCACAUUUUGUUUACAGUAUGGAGCAUCACUAUUUUAUACAUCAGCCAAAGAAGAUAAAAAUUGUGAUUUAUUAUACAAAUUUCUUACACAUAAGAUCUAUAACUUUCCAUUUAAGACGCCAGCUUUGAUUGUUGAAAAAGAUGCGAUUUUUAUCCCAGCAGGAUGGGAUAGCAUGAAAAAAAUUAGUAUUCUUCAUGAUAAUAUGCAAACUAUAAGACCUGAUGAAUUUUAUAAUUCUGUUAUAACAAAAGUGAAUACAAGAAAGGCUUUUGCCAAAGACCAUGAAACUCAAGCAGAAGAUGAACAAGUAUUUUUAAGCAAACAGCUAGGAUUAUUAAACCAAAGUGCCAAUCAACAAUCAGCUCUUGGUAUUCCAAGACAAGACUCGGUAAUGAGGUCACUUACAGGUGUGUCUAAGUCAGGCGAUAGACGAUUGUCAUUAACAAACCAAAGUCAAGGUUCUCCUACUAAAAAGAUUGAUCCAGUCAAAGCCACUAACACAUCAACUCCUGGUGAAGGUGUAUUGGCAAAUUUUUUCAAUUCCUUACUACACAAGAAGUCCAACCAAAGUCCUGUAAUGACAAAAUCGCCUGGUGAGUUAUCUGGUUCUAAAUCGUUAUCUUUGGAUAACACUGAAUAUCAUACGGACACUUCAGCCGAAUUGGAUAAGUUGGCUAAACGAACAUUGAACUUAUCACAUGAAACAUCUACUGAAACCAAUUCGUCUGAAAACGAUAUCGAAGAACAAACUUCAACUUCUUAUGGUGAAAAAUCAUCUUCAGAAUGUUAAUUCAGGGUUGACUAAUUAUUUUUCCUACUAUUGUGAUAAAUUAACCAGUAUUAACGUUUUGUGCAAUUUAAUUAUUAUUAACUUUUAGUGGAGCUA
Molecule: messenger RNA, 1749 nt
Organism: Sipha flava (yellow sugarcane aphid)
Lineage: Eukaryota; Metazoa; Arthropoda; Insecta; Hemiptera; Aphididae
Product: cytoplasmic dynein 1 light intermediate chain 2-like
Exons: 10
Coding region: 214-1653 (479 amino acids)
Biological process (GO): microtubule cytoskeleton organization; microtubule-based movement
Cellular component (GO): centrosome; cytoplasmic dynein complex
Molecular function (GO): dynein heavy chain binding
Source: RefSeq, a predicted model, not a curated record